This is a messenger RNA of Marchantia polymorpha subsp. ruderalis, 3858 nucleotides long. Lineage: Eukaryota; Viridiplantae; Streptophyta; Marchantiopsida; Marchantiales; Marchantiaceae. The record is from the annotation of a GenBank genome assembly.
AAAUAUUAAAUUGGCGCCGGAGGCUUUUGGGAAGGGAAUCAUUCCAUAUGAUCUCCAGAGGAAUGAUAGGAUAGAGCGCACAAAGUGUAGCCAAGUCGGGGCUGGACCACUCUUUCCUGCCUUUUCCUCCGGCUCCAUAGAAUCCGCGUAGAGUAUGAGAGCUACUGCUAAAAAGGCCGAGGCCCAAGGGCACUCUCGAGGCUGGGCCAUGCUCGGGACCGACGGUCCCGAAGGCCAAGGUUGUUAGGAGCCGGGGUGGGCGUGCGGGUCUUUAACACCUUUGCGUUUUUCUACGGUUGGAAAGAAACGCGAUACAGUGAUUUCUAACAAAAACGCGACACGUGGCUCGGCGGAGGUCUGGGCGUCCAGGUCCUUGUCCCUAGAGCAGGGUAGGUACCUAGAGUCGCCCGCUUGGCUCGCCCGCGCGCCCUCGUCGGUCACCCGUUAUUCUCCCUGGCACAGAGCGAUGUCCCGGCUCCUUUCUUAAAAGGACCCCAGCCUCCCUCAGUCUAUGGAGGAUAGAGCUAUCCGACGUUCGUUUGUUCCUUCUGCUCACAUUCUCCUCCCCACAGCGGCAGACGUCGUAGAAGAAGAGGAAGACGAAGAAGAAGAAGCAGCAGCAACAGCAGCAGCAAGUUCAGUGGCCUUCGCGUGCUGCGAGUGCUGAGUGCUGAGUGCUGAGUGCUGAGUGCUGAGUGAGUGCUGUGCAUGCAUUCACUGCCAAUCCGACUCUGCGCCUGCGAUGAGUAAUUGCUCACGGAUUCCCGUGAGUUUCUGAUAGUACCGCACCGCACCAUCCCAUAUGUUAGGCACGGAGAUCCUCAGAGCAAAUGCACCGAGAGUCCGUGAUCACUCGUACCGUCCAUCCCUGCACCAGCUCGAGGCGAGCUGACGUCCCGCAGUCCAUGUGAUUCUACCGAAUUCUGACCCGAGUUCGUGAUCGACCCACCAUAUAAACCCCCGGCUGCGUCUGUGAUUCUUUGCUGAGGGAGCCGACGGGAAGCAAAGGGGAGGCGAGGGAAGGCAAGGGAAGGGAAGGGGAGGGAAUGCAUCCGAGCUCCGGGUAUUCGCCUUUGCACAGCUUACGAGGUUGAUAGUAUGCAUGUGUCUGUGCCUGUGCCCUGUGUGCGUUGGGAUGUUCGCUGCUGUAAUUCACGGGCUGUAGGUAGCGAGAUAGAUGUUGCAGUUGGAGUGCUGUGCGCAUCCGGCCAAUUCAUUAGAGGUUCGCACUGAGCAGAUUCGAAACGUGCCGAUCAUUAUGUCACACAAGAUAUAGCCCACCACGGGGCCCCUGGAAUACAAGAAGUCGACAGGGAGACCGGCGACGGGCGUCCCUCCAUCAGCCUCGUACGUGAAAAUGCACUCGCAUCCGCUGUCUGGAGUCGCCUUCGCUCCGAGCUCGAAGCGAUCGUCGCCCCAGGACGGAAGAACGCGAUUGUUACAUGGACGGGUCAAGAGCCGAUCAAUCUCCUUCGAAUUCAAAUGUCGCUAGGUGGCGAGCUUACCGACGCCCUCUACGCUUUACGACCUGACACGACCGGCUGGGAGAAGUUUUGCAUCGCCGCUUACUCCACAUGCCUACAGAUGCUGGCUUGACGACUUGCACCUGGUUUCCAUGCUGAUCUCCCGAGAGAUUGUACGAGGAGAAUUUUCAGGAUACGUGCGCCGAUACUUGCCGUGAGCGAACGAAUUUCCAGUUUCUUGCUUCUUGUGUCGUCAUCGUGAGGAAAAUGGUGGCCAUUGUACCCACGCCUGGGUUCGAGGGGUUCGAGAAGAGGCUGGAGAUAGAGUUCUCUCCAGCUCCAGGCUCCGGCAAUCGAGCACCCGGGGAUCUUCGAAGGCUGUCCAGACCCCAGCUGAAUGAAUUGCUGAAACACGCAGAAUGUACCAUCGUGUCCGAGCUCAAGAGUGAAGGCUGCGACUCCUACGUUCUAUCUGAGUCGAGUCUCUUCGUGUAUCCUCUGAAGAUGGUUCUCAAAACCUGCGGCACGACGCAGCUGCUCAAAGCCGUCCCGAGUCUGCUCGAGUUCACCUCGGAAUUGGAGCUCAAAGCGAUCAAGUGCAAGUACACUCGCGGCACGUUCAUGUUCCCAGGAGUUCAGCCUUUUCCGCACAACAGCUUCGAGGACGAGGUCCAAUACCUGGAGCGCUACUUCGGGUACCUCGGAGGAAAGGCGUAUGUGCUCGGGGACCUGAACAUGCUGCCGAAUUGGCACUUGUACGUGGCCUCCGAGGCUCGCAGCGCCGAGCCCACAUUCACGCUGGAAAUGUGCAUGACCGAGCUCGAUCAGACCCAGGCUCAUAAAUUCUUCAAUGCGGAUGGGUCUCUGGCGGGCCUGCAGAUGACCAAGGCGUCGGGCAUUGACAAGCUUCUUCCCAACGCGGACAUCUGCGACUUCGCGUUCACCCCGUGCGGCUAUUCGAUGAACGCGUUGGAGGGAGGAGCGCAUUCCACGAUUCACGUCACUCCGGAAGACAACAUGAGCUACGCAAGCUACGAGUCCAUGGGCUACGGACCCAAGGAGAUGAAUCUGCAGGAGCUGGUGGAUGGGGUCGCGUCUGUAUUCAAGCCGGCGAAACUCGCCAUGAGCGUGUUUCUGAACAACGCAGAAUUCGCAGAGAGCGGGUCCUGGGGUGCGGCGGUUGCACCUGCUGGGUACACUUGCGUGGGCUCGACUCGGCAGGAGCUCUCAUUCCAGGGCGUGGUGGUGUUCCACACGUUUGAAUUGGUGUCCGAGAAUUCGACCCGACACCUGCCCUCUGUCCUGGUCAUGCCGCUGAUUCAACCGGCCAAAUGCGAUCUGAUCGAGAGGUCGGCGAUGAAGAAAUGCGCAGACGUCUUCUGUGCGUGCAAUGUGCAGCUGGUCAAGGAGAUCACGUACCAUUUCAAGGGACGGGAGAUCAUGAAAGUAUUCGCCGCUACUAAUGCAAUGACUUCCACGUACAAUUCGGACGGGGCUGCGCCGGAUCCAGUCCUCCACACUCUACUUCCCGGCUCUCCCAGCGAAUGCCCUUACAAAGCGCUGGCGGAAUCCGAAGUAUGCCAGUACCUGCUGAUUGCGGCCCGAAGGCGAGGGCUCAAAGUGGUCGGAGCUGCAAUCCAGAUGCAGCUGGGCAGCGGGGCCUUUGACACGGGCUGCUUCGCUGAAAUCGUCGAGUCCGCGGCAAUUUUCUUCCACUCGGCUGCGAAUGCGGCGACCCCGGCCCUGAGCCCGUCCGAGGUGGCCCAGCACGAAUCGAAAUUCAAGAGGCACGCAGCCCUGGGGCCGCCCGUCAACCAGGCGCUCUUCGUGGACGAUGCGUGCGCGCUCGCGACUCGCACCGGCAGCAGCGGCAGCAGCAGCUGCUGGGCGCCCAAGUCGAACAACGGAAUCUACAGUCAAUGACCGGAUUCCUUGGGGGAAUUCACUGAACCUUAUCAGCCGACAGACGUGCGGCCUCUGUCGGCUGGAUCUGGUCCAGGAGUACAAUCGCAAUGAUCACUCACUCAGAUAGGUAGUGGACAUUUUGCUCCGAGAGAGAAUUUUCAGCCAUCCCGCUCUUUCUGCUCCGCCUUCACUACCUUACAACAGCGGUUCGGUCAGCAACUUUUUUAGAAAAAAGUCGGGUCUGUGCAGUUAGUAUGUCAAUUUUUGCCAUGGGGGGUUACUUGAGUGGAGUACAUAGGAGGAAGGAUUUGACAAAAACUGAGAAAAAAAAAAACCAUCAAACAGAGGAAGUCCUUUACAAUAACAAACAGGAAGUUACUCACUUGUAUCAUACGUAGGCCUACAAAAAUUUGCUGCAGCUCUCUUUUACAGCGUUCUUCGCGCAUACCUUUCUACACGAAAUGCAUCCGGUUCGGACUAAAUGCAAUUU